AUGGAUGAAUCUAAAUUGCCGAGGCGUACCAGUUGGUACGGUAAACUAGUCCUGUUACACUAUAUAUCCUCGUUAUGUAUCUGGGUCAGUGUAGAAUUACUACUGUUGACAUUUUUUCUACGGCACGAUGAAGGAAGAUGGCCAUCCAUGGAUACCAUAUCUCACACGGAUCCAGCUAAAUUCUGGGCGUAUAUUCGCCCGUUGUUCCAAUGCGGUCUUAUCGCGCAAUGUUUGACAUCAAUAUACGCAUUUCUAGAUGGAGAAAGGCGUGCCGCACUUAUAGGGAUCGCUUUGGAACAGUGUAUACGUGUUGUUGCUGUGUAUUUUGUUGCGCUACCAGUGCUACGCGGAUCCGUAUCAAUUCGCUCACUCUUGAUCCUUGUUAGCGGUUGGACACUUUUGAACAUUCUUCGGUGCUUGGAUGCAUUAUAUGCACGCAAGGGAGCUAGGCAUGGGAUGUUAGAGUGGCUCUCACACAAAGUGUUCCUUCUGUUAUAUCCGCUGAUAGCGUUCGAGGAGAUAUGCCUGUUGCGCACGUCAACACAACAACUACACUCUGUUCCUAUCGCUCGCGAGUUCCCUAGCAGGAUGCCUAACAUUUACAAUUUCGAAGUUGAUGUUUACUCAUUAUACCGCGCACUGCCAUUCGUGAUGGCACCGUGCUCUGUACUUUUCUACUGCCUCAAAGUACAAAACCGAAAGCUAAAGGACAUAUAA
This is a messenger RNA of Babesia sp. Xinjiang, 717 nucleotides long. RefSeq lists its product as uncharacterized. Lineage: Eukaryota; Apicomplexa; Aconoidasida; Piroplasmida; Babesiidae. The transcript is spliced from 3 exons. Bases 1 to 717 code for a protein of 238 amino acids. The record is from RefSeq and is a predicted model, not a curated record.